Molecule: messenger RNA, 3036 nt
Organism: Pseudoliparis swirei
Lineage: Eukaryota; Metazoa; Chordata; Actinopteri; Perciformes; Liparidae
Gene: fkrp
Product: fukutin related protein
Exons: 2
Coding region: 471-2072 (533 amino acids)
Biological process (GO): protein O-linked glycosylation via mannose
Cellular component (GO): Golgi apparatus
Source: RefSeq, a predicted model, not a curated record
CGUGCAGAUGGGUUUCAUGUUUGAGUUAACUACAUAGUAAUGCACGAUUCUGAAGCGAUUUCUGUGCACUGUGAAUGUAAUAUAUAUUAUGUAUUUAAAAUGUUGGAGGAUCGAUUCCACCGAUAUUAGCUAACAAUGCAGAUUCAUCUCCGUGUUUGCUGCGAACGAUUCAGCCAGGUUUGCUCAUAUGCUACCAAAGCUGGCUGAGAUGGACCACCCUGGACAUCAAAUACCCAACAGUGCAGCAAUGUUAACAGGCUUAACGUUGUUUUAUGCCUCCAGUAACACAGCAAUGCACGAUGCAAAGGGCUGCAAACAACUGCCAAAUUAGAUAGAUACAUCCACAUGAAGGUUGCCUUCCACUGUAAUUCCUCUACUAUUUCACUCAUGGCGGACCGAAGACCCACCGCUGGAUUUCUUUAUUGAAACUUCUUCCGCUGACAGAACCUGUGACGUAAACAUCCGUUGCCAUGCGUAUCAGUCUCUGCCAAGGCCUGUUGACUGGUGCCAUCGUCCUCAACCUCCUCAUCCUGUACUAUGUGUCCCGCACUCAGCAGCAAAUGAUGGACAAGAGGAAGGAGCUCGGCAGGGGGGGCCCGAGGAGGGCCGCCCUUCCGGCCUCCGGUCUGGACGGAGGCCUCGGGGCGCCCGGCGGAGCCGGCGGUGACCCCGGAGUGGUCGGAGGGGACGGACACGGCCGCGGCCCGCGUGUCACCGUUCUUCUCAGGGAGUUUGAGAACUUUGAGAAUUACGUCGGGGACGUGGCGAACUCUUUCCUCCGCCAGAGACCCGAGCUCCCCUUCCUGGCCGUGGCCGACGAGUCUCCGUACCCUCCCCUGGUUCUUCCGGAGGGGGCCCGCCUUCUGGUCCUCUCCCCCAGCCCGGACCAGCCCCCGCAAGCCCACAGGCCGGAGUUCCACGUCCAGACGGAGUUCGUGCUGCUGGUGCCCGACGGGGUGGAGUUGGAACAACCUCGGGCCAUCGAGCGGCUGAUCAGGGAGCUGGAAGGUGAGGGCGGGGGCCCCGUCAGGCUGGUCGCCGCACCCGUGCUGACUCGCUCCGCCGUGCAGUGUCUCCACCUGCGGGUGAACCUCAGGGAGUGGACGGCCACCUACUCGCCGGCCGCGUCGGGGAGCAGCGGGAGCGUGUGUUCGGCUCUCCAGGGCGACGCCGUGGUCCUCGUCCGCACCGAGGACCUCUUCAACCUCUCGGUGCCCGUGGGGCGGCCCCUCUUCCCCUCGCUCUUCGUCCAGACGGCCCUGAGAGGCUGGAAGGUCAAGCUCCUGGAGAGCCCCUGUUUCGCCGCCAACCACCGGCCCCUCUUCAGCUCCGCCCACAACCAGUGGAAGGCCGACACUCGGCUGAAGGAGGCCACGGGGAAGCUGAUGAGGAGCUUCGGUCUGAAGCGCCUCCUGCUGCCCGACGGGAAGGAGCAGUGGUACGGCUGCAGCAAGGAGACGCCGCGCUGCUUCGGCACGGUGCAGGACGACACUCCGGAUUACCUCUAUCUGGACCGCUGGACGCCUCCGUGCUGCCUGCGUGCGCUCAGGGAAACCACCAAGUACGUCAUCAAUAUCCUGGAGACCUCGGGCGUGCGCUACUGGCUGGAGGGCGGGACCCUGCUGGGCGCCGUCCGCCACCAAGACAUCAUCCCGUGGGAUUACGACGUGGACCUGGGCAUCUACCUGGAGGAUGUGCCCAACUGCGAUCACUUGAAGAACCUGGACUCGGGCUCCCUCGUGGAUGCCAACGGCUACGUGUGGGAGCGGGCGGUGGAGGGAGACUUCUUCAGGGUCCAGUACAGCGAGGCCAACCACCUCCACGUGGACCUGUGGCCAUUCUAUCCACGUAACGGCGUCAUGACCAAAGACACGUGGACAGAGCACAAACAGGACGUGGAGUUCCCGGAGCACUUCCUGCAGCCGCUGGUGCCCAUGGCUUUCGCCGGCGUGACGGCGUACAGCCCCAACAACCACCGAGGCUUCUUGGAGCUCAAGUUCGGGGAGGGGGUUAUCGAGAACCCGCAGUAUCCCAACCCCUCCAAAAAGAGGCUGGACAGAAGCAAAUUAUGAGAUGAGAGAAACACACAAAAAAUCCCUUUUAAUGUCUCAAUUUAUUAGUCUUUUUAAACGGCGUAAAAGAUGACGGCUGAAAACUAAUAUGACUGCAUUUUAUGUGAAUUUUACCCCCAACGAUAUCACCAGUGUAAUCUCAUGCUUGGUCAUAUCUUUACUUUUAUCAGUAUUUGAAUGCAAAGUCAAAACUUGGGACUGACUUUUUUCAAUUUUUUGGGGAGAUUUUGUUUGCGAGGCAUAAACGCUUGAACGACUUUAAUCCAUGCACUUGUAUUCUCACCAGGCAUAUCUUAUAUCUUAGAGGCAAUAACUGGUUCUACUACAUGGUGUACUGGAUCGGUACGUGUUGUACAGUAAAGUAUGAAUAUGAAUGCUGUAAAGAUGGUAAAUGCUUUAAAAUUAUAUUGAUAUUGUCCUUUGGUUGAAAGCUGCAGUGUAUAUUAUCUGAAUAAGGAUUUAAGGUUUUGGACAGAAUUGUCUUUCAAGUGAUUUUGCCCAAACAAUUUUAUUUAUUUGAUGUAUUGAUUUUGCACUGGUACUUCGGGUUUAUGAAUGAAUACUGUAUACCGACGCCAUUCGUUACCAAACUGCUGUAAGCGUGGUGAAAAUCAACAAAACUGGUCAUUCAUGGUCAUUUUUUGGCAUAUGGAGAGGAAAGCAAUGUUCCAUCAGGCCUCAGUAUUCAGUUAAAAAGUGUACGUUUAUAUUUAUUUAAUAAUUUAAACAGCUCAUGAAUAUUAACUCUAAAGCUCACGUGUGUGUUACUACUGAUCGCCCACGAUGUAAAAGUUGAAAUGUAAAUCCAAUAAUUAAUCAAAGAUAUUGCAGAAGAGAAGUUGUAGAUAAAAAGCGCACCGAGCCUCUCCGGGUACAACAGGUGUUGUGUUGUUAUGUGUGUCAAGUUGUCACUCCAAUUCAUGAAAUGGUAAAAAAUAAAAUAAAAGGACUCGUUACAGAUGGA